UUCCCUAAGAAACACGCACGCACUCUCUCAGCUGCUGAAGCCUGAAAGUUAGCGACUCUCUCUCCUCUCUCUUACAAAGAUAAGUGCUUUCUCUCAACUGAAGAAAUUUUGGUUCUCCGAUCAGAGACCUCCGCCGCGUCCUCUCUCUCUCUCUCUUCCUCUCAGAGAACAUUGUAAUCCAGAGGAAGCAUAAGGGAGACAAAUUCAGGAAAUUGAAGGAAAGGUGAUUUGGGGACAUUUUGGGCACGAGAAUAUAAAUUGGUAACGAUGCCUGCACAGAAGAUCGAAACGGGUCACCAGGACACUGUCCACGAUGUAGCCAUGGAUUACUACGGAAAGCGGCUAGCAACAGCUUCGUCUGAUGCCACCAUUAAGAUAAUUGGUGUUGGAAACGCUUCACAGCACCUAGCUACACUGUCAGCUCAUAGCGGCCCGGUUUGGGAGGUAGCUUGGGCGCAUCCCAAGUUCGGGUCAAUCCUUGCUUCCUGUUCUUACGAUGGUCAGGUGAUCAUCUGGAAGGAGGGCAAUCCGAAUGAGUGGCAACAGGCUCAUGUGUUUAAUGACCACAAGUCGUCAGUAAAUUCCAUUUCUUGGGCACCUCAUGAACUUGGUCUAAUCUUAGCUUGCGGUUCUUCUGAUGGGAAUAUAUCGGUUUUCACUGCCAGGGCCGAUGGUGGUUGGGACACCACGAAGAUAGAUCAAGCCCACCCUGUUGGAGUAACCUCAGUUUCAUGGGCCCCAGCAAUGGCUCCUGGUGCUCUAGUAGGAUCUGGACUGCUUGAUCCCGUUCAUAAGCUGGCAUCUGGUGGGUGUGAUAAUACUGUGAAGGUGUGGAAGCUGUACAAUGGGAUUUGGAAGAUGGAUUGCUUUCCGGCCCUUCAAAUGCACAGUGAUUGGGUGAGAGAUGUAGCCUGGGCACCCAACUUGGGACUCCCAAAGUCCACAAUCGCAAGUGCUUCACAGGAUGGAACAGUGGUGAUUUGGACUGUGGCUAAGGAAGGCGAGCAAUGGGAGGGGAAGGUUUUGAAGGAUUUCAAGACCCCGGUCUGGAGGGUGUCAUGGUCACUAACUGGAAAUUUGCUGGCGGUAGCUGAUGGGAAUAACAAUGUAACAUUGUGGAAAGAAUCUGUCGAUGGCGAGUGGCAACAAGUAAGCACAGUCGAGCCAUAGGUUUUGUGAUCACCACUACUUCCAAUUACUGUCUUAACGGUAUUCUUCAUGAACUAGAGUGAUAGCGUCUUAGAACAGAAUUAUCUCGGUUUUAUUUUCAAUACUUUGCCUGUAACAGUUAGUGCUUUAUCGAAUUGGUUCUUUGCUUAUUGUGGGAUGAAGAUUCAGGUUUCGUGUUGUAAUCAGUUGGAGUUGUUCGAUCGUAUGUGUUUUCA
Molecule: messenger RNA, 1385 nt
Organism: Pyrus x bretschneideri (Chinese white pear)
Lineage: Eukaryota; Viridiplantae; Streptophyta; Magnoliopsida; Rosales; Rosaceae
Product: protein transport protein SEC13 homolog B
Exons: 2
Coding region: 268-1170 (300 amino acids)
Biological process (GO): protein import into nucleus; COPII-coated vesicle budding
Cellular component (GO): COPII vesicle coat; nuclear pore outer ring
Molecular function (GO): protein binding; structural molecule activity
Source: RefSeq, a predicted model, not a curated record